AUGAUGUUGCGGGUGCUGAUGAGCACGUUGGUGCUGGCGCUUCAAGCAUCAGCAGUCUGGGCUAAUGGAAAUCCCGGCUGUUGGAUUGAGGGCUACACAUAUCAGCUAUGUUGUGAUAUCACGAAAGGCCCGAAGGGGGAGGCUGCGUGCUGGGACGGACGUUUCUCCUACGAAGCCUGUUGCAUUCCCCGAACCGAACCUGCUCUCAACGCGUGGAAUUACCAGAAUCAUGAUUACAAGGGUAAGCAGAGCGCAGUGAUCCGCAACAGCGCGCUGUUUAAAGGCAUGUCAGAAUGCCAAAGGCGGUGGGGUUGGGAUCUGAAUAUUCAAUGGGGCCCUCCUACAGGGGUUUAUGCUGAGUUUUCUGGAAUACCACUUCGACAUUUGUCGCACGGUUGGGAUGGCCAACGCCAUGGUGACGUGGGUGGCUGCAUAGCUUUCCAUGGCCGUUUUUUUCUGAUUCGGCUGGGCUUUGACUCGCCUACGGAUGCGCAGGCUAUUCGAGCCACGUCGCAGGUUCUUCAUUUCGGAUUUUGCGCUCCAAAGGUUUGCUCUGCGGAGGAGGUGGUCAAUGACCUGGUGCCUGAAUAUACAAUGCAGAUCGCAGAUGCGCAGCGCGUCGUGAUGACUGUUCGAUCAGUCGAUGCUUGGGAGUGGCCUCGCUUGUUGGAAUCUGUCCAUCCGGAGGGAGAAACUUCGUCUCUACGUGAUCGGAUGGAUGAUGUUUCCUUCCAAGUGCUGAUCUUCCUGGCCGUUGUGUUUCUGAUACUUUUAUCUGCAACCGUGUGUGACCACUUCUGGCUAUCAGACAAACAUGCGCUCUCAGUUUCAGAUCUGACGCUUGUCAUGAACCCGGUAAGGAGGACUGCAAUGCAUGUGGUGAUUUCUUUGUCGCUGAAGCGAUCAUGGGCAGAUUUGUGUCGUCCUUCGGUUGGCUUUGCAGUAGACUUCCUCCGUGCUGUAUCUACCUUGCUGCUAGUGUUUUUGCACUUGGAGCAGGCACAAAUCAAGACCCGCACGGACCGUGUGGCAAGCUGGGACUUGCGACUUGCCUUCUGUUGCAGAGCUGUGGUGGCCAUGACUGUUCUGACGCUUCACUUAGCACUCGGGGUACCAGAACGACAGACAUCUUUCCCUGAAACUUCUAAGAACUGUGCUCUUAAAUUAGUUCGGAAAUUUUUGCGUCAGUUCCCUUUGAUAGUAUUGUCCGUGUGGUGGGAUCGCACGGGCAGUCGCUACGCCUUUCAUGCACGGCCGCUUUCGUAUGUGGACACAACCUUGAGCAAGCUGGAAGGCUCAACGCUGAUAUGGACCAACGAAGUUAUGGAUGGUUUGGAAUGUAGGUCGUCGUUUUGGAGUUGUGCCUCUCGUUUUUUCACCAUCAACUGGCAGGUGAGAGAUGCUACAGAAAGGAUUCUAGCUUGCUUUGGCUUCUUGCUUCUUCAAGCAGCAGGCUUGAACUAUGCCAGUGCUCUCCAAUCAGUUUUGGUUUUAUUCGCCUUUGUGUACUAUUACUUCGACUAUUUCCAUGAGCCGCUGCGACGGGAGCUGAAUGCCGGGGCGAACCACAUGUUUGUGAAAAGGCUUGAGAACCCAGCAUUCUUGGGACUUUUUCUGCUGGCAAGGACUACGGUAGGGUUUUUCCCCAAAGGCUUCAUGACACAGCGUGUUGGUCUGCUAGCUGCAGGGACUGGGUGGCUUUGGUCGACCUGGAUCAAUCGAGAGGAUUAUGCACUUUGGUGCCAGGAGCGCAAUGUAAAGGAUGUGGUGGGGGACGUGCCCUUCGUGCUGGGUCUCUGUAUCCUGCUGAGGACCGAGAGCAGGGUGCAGAGCCUUUCGUGCUGUUCUGGCUUCAGCUUGCUGUCCCGACUCAGCUUCUGCAUCCUGGUGACGGAGAACCCUUUGCAGACCUUCCUGCUAGAGGGCUACUCAUCAAAGGGUCUGCCAUUGGUGCGGAGCAAUCGAGCAGAUCCACGCUGGGAACAGCUGCUGCUGGGUCCGGGGCUGUUGUUGGCGCAUCUUAUGUGUGCAUUGCUGCUGUACUUGAUGGUGCAGAGACCCCUCGAGGCUUUGCUAGCGCCCAUUUGUGCCAGGAUACCUUCAUCAUGGCUUCACUUUGUGGUACCACUUUAUACAGCUUAUCUUGCGCAUUUUCGAAACCAGCAUUUUUAA
This is a messenger RNA of Symbiodinium sp. CCMP2456, 2172 nucleotides long. Lineage: Eukaryota; Dinophyceae; Suessiales; Symbiodiniaceae. The record is from the annotation of a GenBank genome assembly.